Molecule: messenger RNA, 1510 nt
Organism: Rotaria sp. Silwood2
Lineage: Eukaryota; Metazoa; Rotifera; Eurotatoria; Philodinida; Philodinidae
Source: the annotation of a GenBank genome assembly
AUGUCAGCACCUACUCAGCUAGAAUGUGGCGGUCGAGCUUGUUCUCGAUGUGGAAAAUGUCGUGACUGGGAUCCUGCUAAUGAUUACAAGCGUCGUGAUGAUGCAACUUGUCGUGAUAAUGCUGAUACUCUUAUUAGUGCUCUUUUUUGUGCUGCUACUGCUGCUGCUGAUGCUCGUCGUGUUCAUCGUAUGGCUGCUAAUGUUCCUCGUGCUCAUGCUACUGAUCGUUGUCGUCGUGCUGCUGAUGAUCUUCAAGCUGCUUUUGAUGCUGCUAUUCUGGAUGAUCAUCUUAUUGACCUUAUUGCUGAUGUUCUUAGUCGUGCUGAACUUAUUGCUGAUGAUGUUGAUCGUGCUAGUGAUGAUGAUGGUGUUAAACUUGCUCGUGCUGCUUCUGCUGUUCGUCGUGCUCGUUGUGAUCGUGUGUGCCAUUGCAAAUAAAGGGCUGGAGAAGAGGACGUUUGUCAUUACUUUUGCCUUGAUUAUACGUUGAUAUGCGUGAUAUGUAUUUCUUUGAAUAAAAAUUGGGUAUUCGCGUAUACUAGAAAUGCCUGUGAAUGGGAAGCGGAUUUGAAUUUAUCGCAUAAAUUUAUUGAGGAUAACGCGUGUGACAGAAAGAGGGUAAGUCUAGCAACCAUUAUCGCGAUUUCAUCCGUGCUAACGGAAUCAUCAAAUGGCUUUGACUUCGUAACUAUUCAAAUGAUCUUAAGUAGAUCACAAAUAAGUUACAUAACCUACUUUAAUUUCGAAGGAAAGUUCAAUGAAUUGAACUAAUCGUCGAGGGAGUAGGUAUCCAUAAAGGGUGAGUCGAGCAAUCAUGACGCGUUUCCAUCCUGUUACAGAUCUCAUCAGAUGGCUCUGACUAUGUAAUCACUCAGAUGAUUCAAACGAGAAUCACAAAUAGGACCCGAAUAGUUCAGAUCAGUUCCGAUCUGUACAAUAUGUUUCGACUCGAUCCCUGAUCGGAUCUGAUCUGUUCAAACAGUUAAGAUCAGAUCUCAAGAUCUGAUUAAACAGAUCCUGUGGUCUGAUCUGAUCUGAUCUAUUAAAAUAGAACAGAUCAAGGAACUGCUUUAUACGAAUAUAAUAAAUAACUGCUAACUCUUCAAUAACUAUCUAGAGCUAUCCUGAGCAACUUUUCAAGGGCUAUACGAGGGUUCCCUUUGUAACUUUCCAAGGCCUACCUGGAAGUACCAGUAGUUACUUUUCAAGGGUUACCUAGGGGCACCCUUAGUAACUUUUCAAGGACUUUUUAGGGGUAGACUUAGUAACUUUUUGAAGGCUAUCUAAGGGCACCCCUAGUAACUUUUCAAGCGCUAUUUAGGGGAACCCUUAGUAACUUUUUGAGGGCUAUCUGGGAGGGUGUAGGUGUGGGUGUGGGUGUGUGGGUGUGUGUGAGUGUGGGUGUGGGUGAUGUGGGUGUGGGUGGGGUGGGUGGUGGCUGUGGAUGUGGGGUGCGCUUGUUGUGAAGCAUACGGCGGUAUGCACCCACACCACCCGCCACACCCACAGC